AUGACGAGAAGGAAGAAGCCUCGGAACCGCAACCGGGACGCCCUGCUGUACGACAAGGACGACGACAAGCCAAACGAAAUGCUUGAUCACAAGCUGGCCGAAGAGCGUGCCCGGAAGCAUCGUGAAAAGGACGCCAAGGAGGAACGCGAGCAACGUCAAACAUCCGACAUCAAGAAGCCAAAGUUGGACAAGGAUCAAGAUCAGGAAAAAGAUGAAGAGCGGAAGCGAAAGUCGGUGACGUACAAGUCAUGGCGCUGGCCAUGGGAGUUCGCCCUCUAUUCGGACGAUGCGGAGCGCUCGGACUCGGCGGAUGAAAUCGUGGACGAAGCGCGCCGGCCAAAACAGGAUCCGCUCAAACGGGGUUGUCCAGUGAAAGAUCCCUCUCCCCGUAAGGGAACGGUCGAGGAAGCAAUGGCGCAUUACGAUCUGGACGAUGUGGCGAUCGUGGAGGACGCGGAACAGCCACCGACGUACGAAUUGUCCGGUUCGGAAAAGGAGAAGGAAAUCGAGUGGGUCAAGCAGAAGCAGCGUGAGCAGACCAAGAGUAGGAGUGAGGUGUACGAUAAGAGUAUGGAAGAGGAAGAGGGAAGAAUAAAAAAGCUAGGAAUCUCCGAUCCACUGUUCCGGUUUAUGGCUGUCCAGGUCGAAACCCUUAAGCAGACAUUCCUGCUUGCUAUCCGGCCGCAUAACUGA
This is a messenger RNA of Culex quinquefasciatus (southern house mosquito), 693 nucleotides long. RefSeq names its product histone-lysine N-methyltransferase, H3 lysine-79 specific-like. Bases 1 to 693 code for a protein of 230 amino acids. The record is from RefSeq and is a predicted model, not a curated record. Lineage: Eukaryota; Metazoa; Arthropoda; Insecta; Diptera; Culicidae. The transcript is spliced from 3 exons.